Messenger RNA from Folsomia candida, 5813 nucleotides. It is a transcript of the gene zye, whose product is annotated as mucin-2. The record is from RefSeq and is a predicted model, not a curated record. The coding region runs from base 342 to 5732 and encodes 1796 amino acids. NCBI's taxonomy places the organism in Eukaryota, Metazoa, Arthropoda, Collembola, Entomobryomorpha, Isotomidae. The transcript has 12 exons.
AUUAGUGUGCAUCUCUCAGUCUUGAAGUCAACAAGUCAAAGGUUGAGUUAAGUGUCCGUGAUUGAAAAUAUAUAUUUGGAAGACUCAGUUUCACUUGGUUCAGUCGCCGCUGUGUGGAUUGAUAAGUUUCAUAAGCUGGAAUUGGAGGCAAAAACAUCAAUUUGGAUCAACGUUUGUAAAUUGUUUGUGAAUUUAGUCAGAUUAUCCGAUAAUUCGGAUAUAUAUUCUCAAGUUUGUGAAAACAAGUGUGCAAUAAGGCUUGUGAAAAUUGUAUAUUUUAAAGGAUCGAAUUGCAGAUUGGCUUGUCAGCAAUAUCUCCAUGUCUAAACAAUUAUAGAAUUAUGACACCAAUUUUGAAGCUCUUCAUUGGGCUUUUGACGAUCAAUUUGCAACUCGUUGCUCCUGAAGAUUUGUAUGAUUAUGACAGCAUAAAUCCAUUUCGCGAAAUUGAGAGGAUUGGUCGGCAAAUUGAAGGCCAUGAGGCGCACGAUGAACAUCAUCACACCAAAAUUCAAGAGCUUAAUGUGCAAUGUACAAAGUCUGGUUUAACUGUUUCCGUUGAAUUCGAUGGGCCGUUUGAUGGAGUCAUUUACAGCAAAGGCUACUUCUCUGACCCCAAGUGCAGGUUUGUGGAAGUACGAACCGGGGCUGCGAAAUACAAUUUUGAUAUUCCUGCUGGAAGAUGCGGAACAAAUUUGGAUGAAUUUGGUCAAACCAUAAGCAAUGUUCUCAUAUUCCAAAUGGACGAAACAGUGCAGGAAAUAUGGGAUGUGGCGAAAAAGAUAUCAUGCAAAUACGGCGGAGCAAACAAUGCUGCCGAGUCUCCAAAGACGGGGAAAAUGGUCAUUUUUAAGCCUUUGUCCGUGGGAAUGCUCAACGUUCAGCACGAGCCGAUAAGCAAUGGUGACAAAGGGAGCUUAGACUGCUGGAUGGACAUUCAAAAGGGAACUUAUCCCCAUACUGAACCAAUUGGAGGACAAAUUGAAAUUGGCGAGGAACUCAGUGUAAUCAUCUAUCUCAAAGAUGCAGAACGCCAAUAUGAUGCCAGCGUAAAAGAUUGUUGGGCAUAUGACUCGGAACGCUUCGAUGACGCUAGGACUUCAAAAGUUCAACUAACAGGAUAUGACGGAUGUCCAAGGAAAACCAAACUGAUUGGAAGAUGGAUGAAAACUUUCGAAACCGGAGACACAGGCGCCACAACGAUAGCAUUCACAAAUAUGACAGCAUUUAAAUUCCCAGAUUCAGAUAACAUCUAUCUGACAUGUAACAUAGAGCUUUGCAAGGAUGUUUGCGAUGACACUUGUGGUUCCGUUGCACCGGCCCCACAACGUCCGUUGCCUACGCAAAAAGUACUCGCAGCAACUCGGGCACCUUAUGUUCCACAAAACAGACCACCAACAACCACCCAUCGUCCCUUCGUGAACAGGCCCAAUGAGCCAGACUGUUAUGAGGGGUCAAGGGACGCUCGGUGCAGUCAGGCAAAACCUAAAACUCCACAGCAAACUUCCCCACCUUUCCGAUGUACUCAGAACUCGGCGGACCCUCGCUGCGUUCGACCGACAGCGAAUGCAUUACCCGAAACAACACGAAGGCCAAUUUGUUACAAAGGUUCAACUGAUGCAAGAUGUCAUACCGAACACGAAAUUGAACUCGAGAUAACCCAGAGGCCAACCGUAACAGGGGAAACAGCAAAUUUGUGUUAUCCAGGUGCUGUCCAUCCCAGAUGUCCACCUGAUUGUGCAGGAAACGGUGCAUUUAAAGAUCCCCGCUGCGCACAACCAACUACUCGACCAACAAUUCCACCAACUCAGAGAACGUACCCAACUACUCGACCAACUUAUGCAACUACACCAAAGCCGGUAAAUUGUUAUCCGGGAGCAGUGGAUCCCAGAUGUCCUCCAGAUUGCGAAGGCAAUGGUGCGUUUAAAGAUCCUCGGUGCGCACAACCAACUACUCGCCCAACAAUUCCACCAACUCAAAGAACGUAUCCAACUACUCGACCAACUUAUGAAACUACUCAGAGAACGUACCCAACUACUCGACCAACUUAUGCAACUACUCAAAGAACAUUCCCAACUACUCGACCAACUUAUGCAACUACACCAAAGCCGGUAAAUUGUUAUCCGGGAGCAGUGGAUCCAAGAUGUCCUCCAGAUUGCGAAGGGAACGGGGCAUUUAAAGAUCCCCGCUGCGCACAACCAACUACUCGACCAACAAUUCCACCAACUCAGAGAACGUACCCAACUCCUCGACCAACUUAUGCAACUACACCAAAGCCGGUAAAUUGUUAUCCGGGAGCAGUGGAUCCAAGAUGUCCUCCAGAUUGCGAAGGAAACGGUGCAUUUAAAGAUCCCCGUUGUGCACAACCAACUACUCGACCAACAAUUCCACCAACUCAGAGAACGUAUCCAACUACUCAGAGAACGUACCCAACUACUCGACCAACUUAUGCAACUACUCCAAAGCCGGUGAAUUGUUAUCCAGGAGCAGUGGAUCCCAGAUGUCCUCCAGAUUGCAAUAACAACGGUGCGUUUAAAGAUCCUCGGUGCGCACAACCAACUACUCGACCAACAAUUGCACCAACUCAAAGAACGUACCCAACUACUCGACAAACCUAUGCAACUACUUCAAAGCCCGUAAAUUGUUAUCCAGGAGCUGUCGAUCCUAGAUGUCCUCCAGAUUGCGAGGGCAAUGGUGCGUUUAAAGAUCCCCGCUGUGCACAACCAACUACUCGGCCAACAAUUGCACCAACUCAGAGAACGUAUCCAACUACUCGACCAACCUAUGCAACUACUUCAAAGCCCGUAAAUUGUUAUCCAGGAGCUGUCGAUCCAAGAUGUCCACCAGCUUGCAAUGACGACGGUGCAUUUAAAGAUCCCCGUUGCGCACAACCUACUACUCGGCCAACAAUUCCACCAACUCAGAGAACGUAUCCAACUACUCAGAGAACGUACCCAACUACUCGACCAACUUAUGCAACUACUCCAAAGCCGGUGAAUUGUUAUCCAGGAGCAGUGGAUCCCAGAUGUCCUCCAGAUUGCAAUAACAACGGUGCGUUUAAAGAUCCUCGGUGCGCACAACCAACUACUCGACCAACAAUUGCACCAACUCAAAGAACGUACCCAACUACUCGACAAACUUAUGCAACUACUCCAAAACCCGUAAAUUGUUAUCCAGGAGCUGUCGAUCCUAGAUGUCCUCCAGAUUGCGAGGGCAAUGGUGCGUUUAAAGAUCCCCGCUGUGCACAACCAACUACUCGGCCAACAAUUGCACCAACUCAAAGAACGUACCCAACUACUCGACCAACUUAUGCAACUACUCAGAGAACGUAUCCAACUACUCGACCAACUUAUGCAACUACUUCUAAGCCUAUAAAUUGUUAUCCAGGAGCUAUCGAUCCUAGAUGUCCUCCAGAUUGCGAGGGCAAUGGUGCGUUUAAAGAUCCCCGCUGUGCACAACCAACUACUCCGCCAACAAUUGCACCAACUCAAAGAACGUACCCAACUACUCGACCAACUUAUGCAACUACUCAGAGAACGUAUCCAACUACUCGACCAACCUAUGCAACUACUUCAAAGCCCGUAAAUUGUUAUCCAGGAGCUGUCGAUCCAAGAUGUCCACCAGAUUGCAAUGACGACGGUGCAUUUAAAGAUCCCCGUUGCGCACAACCAACUGCUCGGCCAACAGUUGCACCAACUCAAAGAACGUAUCCAACUACUCAGAGAACGUACCCAACUACUCGACCAACUUAUGCAACUACUCAAAGAACGUUCCCAACUACUCGUCCAACUUAUGCAACUACUCAAAGAACGUUCCCAACUACUCGACCAACUUAUGCAACUACUUCAAAGCCUAUAAAUUGUUAUCCAGGAGCUAUCGAUCCUAGAUGUCCUCCAGAUUGCGAGGGCAGUGGUGCGUUUAAAGAUCCCCGCUGUGCACAACCAACUACUCCGCCAACAAUUGCACCAACUGAAAGAACGUACCCAACUACUCGACCAACUUAUGCAACUACUCCAAAGCCGGUGAAUUGUUAUCCAGGAGCAGUGGAUCCCAGAUGUCCUCCAGAUUGCAAUAACAACGGUGCGUUUAAAGAUCCUCGGUGCGCACAACCAACUACUCGACCUACAGCUGCACCAACUCAAAGAACGUAUCCAACUACUCGACCAACUUAUGCAACUACUCAGAGAACGUACCCAACUACUCGACCAACUUAUGCAACUACACAAAGAACAUUUCCAACUACUCGACCAACUUAUGCAACUACUUCAAAGCCGGUAAAUUGCUAUCCAGGAGCUGUCGAUCCCAGAUGUCCUCCAGAUUGCGAUAAUAACGGUGCGUUUAAAGAUCCCCGUUGCGCACAACCAACUACUCGGCCAACAGUUGCACCAACUCAAAGAACGUAUCCAACUACUCGACCAACUUAUGCAACUACUCAGAGAACGUACCCAACUACUCGACCAACUUAUGCAACUACUCAGAGAACGCACCCAACCACUCGACCAACUUAUGCAACUACUCAGAGAACAUACCCAACUACUCGACCAACUUAUGCAACUACUCAAAGAACAUUCCCAACUACUCGACCAACUUAUGCAACUACACCAAAGCCGGUAAAUUGUUAUCCGGGAGCAGUGGAUCCAAGAUGUCCUCCAGAUUGCGAAGGGAACGGUGCAUUUAAAGAUCCCCGUUGUGAACAACCAACUACUCGACCAACAAUUCCACCAACUCAGAGAACGUACCCAACUCCUCGACCAACUUAUGCAACUACUUCAAAGCCCGUAAAUUGUUAUCCGGGAGCAGUGGAUCCAAGAUGUCCUCCAGAUUGCGAAGGGAACGGUGCAUUUAAAGAUCCCCGUUGUGCACAACCAACUACUCGACCAACAAUUCCACCAACUCAGAGAACGUAUCCAACUACUCAGAGAACAUACCCAACUACUCGACCAACUUAUGCCACUACUUCAAAGCCCGUAAAUUGCUAUCCAGGAGCUGUCGAUCCAAGAUGUCCACCAGAUUGCAAUAACAACGGUGCAUUUAAAGAUCCCCGCUGUGCACAACCAACUACUCGGCCAACAGCUGCACCAACUCAAAGAACGUAUCCAACUACUCAGAGAACGUACCCAACUACUCGACCAACUUAUGAAACUACUCCAAAACCCGUAAAUUGUUAUCCAGGAGCAGUGGAUCCCAGAUGUCCACCAGAUUGCGAGGGCAAUGGUACUUUUAAAGAUCCCCGUUGCGCACAACCAACUGCUCGACCAACUUAUGCAACUACUUCGAAACCCGUAAAUUGUUAUCCAGGAGCAGUGGAUCCAAGGUGCCCACCAGAUUGCGAUAAUAAUGGAGCAUUUAAAGAUCCCCGCUGCGCGCAGCCAACUACUCGCCCUACACCUGCACUAACCCAGAGGACAUAUCCAACGACAAGACCAACUUACGCCACCACAACAAAACCAGUAAACUGCUAUCCUGGUACCGUUGACCCCAGAUGUCCUCCUGAUUGUGAUAAUAAUGGCUCUUUCAAAGAUCCGAGAUGUGUCACAAGCUCCGUAGCCCUUGUGGAAACUACGAGGAGGCCAAUAUGCUUUCCAGGGAGUACUGAUUCAAGAUGUUCCUUACACGAGGAACCUCAAUUGACUGAAGCAACAAGCAAAAAGCCUCUUUGCUAUCCUGGACAAAUCGACCCUCGAUGCCCUCCGAUCUGCCCUUCAACCGAUAUUCGAUGCCGAGGAAUCUAAUUAUUUAACAAUUUAAAUCAGUAAUGAAAAUAAUAAUUUUGUACUCUGAAAUAAAAGCGAUAGUAUUCUGAUAGGUUACGA